Saccostrea echinata is the source of this 1181-nucleotide messenger RNA. RefSeq lists its product as uncharacterized. The record is from RefSeq and is a predicted model, not a curated record. NCBI's taxonomy places the organism in Eukaryota, Metazoa, Mollusca, Bivalvia, Ostreida, Ostreidae. The transcript is spliced from 2 exons. The coding region runs from base 1 to 1179 and encodes 392 amino acids. Gene Ontology annotation, molecular function: nucleic acid binding.
AUGAAGUCAGUUAAUAAAUGGAUCAAACUUUAUUUUGCGCUAGGUUUGAACUAUGAUGAAAUUUUGAGUUGUCUUGCUUUCAAAAAUCAUAUUAUAAUUAGUAAAUCAACUCUGAGACGAAAACUAAAACAGUGUAGACUUUUUCGAAGAAAGUACUACUCGGAUAUAUUAGAGGUUGCACUUUUUAUCAUUAGUGAACUGGAGUCCUCUGGAAGACAGCAUGGUUAUCGUUGGAUGCAUCUAAAGUGCUUACAGUCAGGAUAUAACGUAACAAGGGAUACUGUGUAUUUGUUGUUGCAGAUAUUAGAUUCUGAAGGAGUGAAAUCAAGGAAACGAAGACGCCUGAAAAGGAGGCAGUAUCACAGUAAGGGACCAAACUAUGUUUGGCAUAUGGACUCAUAUGACAAGCUUAAACCAUACGGAAUUGCAAUAAACGGUUGCAUUGAUGGCUUUUCACGAAAUAUCGUUUGGCUAGAAGCAAAUAUUACUAAUAGCGACCCAAAAGUGAUAGCCAAUUAUUAUAUCAAAGCUGUACGAAGAAAGAGUGGAUGUCCGCAGAGAAUAAGAGCAGAUCUUGGAACAGAGAACACAUAUGUGGAGCAGAUGCAAAAGUUCCUGCGUAGAGAUCAUGCUGACGAACUUGCUGGGGACAAAAGUUUCCUCUAUGGAAAAAGUACCCAUAAUCAGCGCAUCGAAUGGUUCUGGGGUUUACUACGAAGAGAAAUGGGACAAUAUUACAUGGAUAUGUUUUCUGAAUUCAGCAGAGACGAUUCUGAUUUAUUCUGCGGAGAUCAUUUAGACAAAUCACUUAUUCAGUAUUGCUUCAUGGAUUUAAUUCAGAGAGAUCUCGACUCCUUGCAGUUGACGUGGAAUACUCACACUCUCCAGUCAAAGCAAAACUACGGAACGGAACGACAGCGACCAAUACUUCUCUAUACUAUGCCUGAGCUGUACAAUGCCGAAGAAAGACUUUGUCGUGUGGAAGACAAUGAAAUUGAUAUAUGUGAAGAAGAGACCGUUUAUAGGACAAUACUCUGUGAUGAAACCAUUGCCUGUUUAUGCGAAAUGAUAAGAAGAGAAAAUAAUCUUCAAAAACCAUCCUAUGCAGAUGAGGCGAAAGAUCUGUAUAAAAGACUAAGACGCUUAAUUCGCUUUGAACUUGAAAGCAUGGAUGUAUAAUA